Galleria mellonella (greater wax moth) is the source of this 3563-nucleotide messenger RNA. It is a transcript of the gene tam, whose product is annotated as DNA polymerase subunit gamma-1, mitochondrial. The transcript is spliced from 17 exons. Gene Ontology annotation, molecular function: DNA binding; 3'-5' exonuclease activity; DNA-directed DNA polymerase activity. Bases 40 to 3507 code for a protein of 1155 amino acids. NCBI's taxonomy places the organism in Eukaryota, Metazoa, Arthropoda, Insecta, Lepidoptera, Pyralidae. The record is from RefSeq and is a predicted model, not a curated record. Gene Ontology annotation, cellular component: mitochondrion; gamma DNA polymerase complex. Gene Ontology annotation, biological process: mitochondrial DNA replication.
UGAACGUUAAUAUAAAUAUAACUGUCAAUUCCUCCAGUUAUGAAUAGCGCGAAAUUUUGUUUUCUUGAAAAGAACUUCAGAAAACCUUUAAUAGGGAAUUUAUCUGAAUGUCGUAGAUGUUAUUGUUAUACAUUUCCUACUAGUGAAGUAAAGAUCAUAAGAAAAAAGAAAGCUGAUAUUGUAGAUAACCUCAAAAAUGAGGAAGUUUAUGAAUCCAAGAGUGAAACAACAUCAACAGAAUUUAGAGUUAAUGAAGUAAAUAUUCAGAUGAUUUCUAGAAAUAUCUACGAACAGUUAUUUAAAAAUUGUAGUCCCGUUAUAGAUCCAAAGAUAAUAAAAAGUUGCCAAGAAAAUCUUCUGAAACAUGGAAUUAAUUAUAAAGAACAAGACUAUUUACCGGAUGUAAAAUUAAAAUUGCCAAAACUAGAAGGAAAAGAUGUUGUGGAGCAUUUUUAUAAUAUAGGUGAAAAGCAAAGCUCACCAUACAGGAGUUUGCUGAAGAAUCUGGCAACCAGUACAUUGCCACCAUUGCCAAAGAUAUGGUCUAAGAGAUCAGGGUGGUGCAAAUAUAAUGGCAACACAGCAGUACCUGUACCCUGUCCACUUGAUGAUGCCAUGGUAUUUGAUGUUGAGGUACUUAUGUCAUCAGGAAAUAGACCCACCCUAGCCUGUGCAGUAUCAUGUGACUCAUGGUAUAGUUGGGUCAGUGAACCUGUAGCUAAUGGAGAGCCACAUCAACAGUAUGAAAAUGUCAAUUAUGAAGAUCUGAUACCUCUAGAAACAGAUGGAAUGCAACCAUGUGGCGACCUAAACAGGCCCAGAAUAAUUGUUGGGCAUAAUGUAUCAUUUGACAGAGCGAAAAUUAAGGAACAGUAUUGGUUGAAUAAAACAGGUCUACGGUUUAUGGAUACAAUGUCCAUGCAUACAUGUGUUAGCGGUGUCACCAGCUACCAACGGACUGUUUUAAAGGCUAAGAACAAAGAACCUCACCCCAGUGAUGAUGACUGGAAGGAGAUUAGUUCCUUGAAUAAUCUUAGUGAGGUCCAUCAGUUGUACUGUGGCACUCUCGUAGAUAAACAGAGCCGUGACGUGUUCACGGAAGGUAAUAUGCAAGAUGUACACGAUAAUUUCCAAGAGCUGAUGUUGUACUGCGCGCGUGACGUGAUAGCCACUCACGACGUACUGAGGGAACUGUUGCCCCUGUUCCUUGAACGCUUUCCACACCCUGUAACACUAGCUGGCAUGUUAGAGCUAGGCUCCGCAUAUUUACCAGUGAAUUCGAACUGGCUACAAUACAUAGAUUCGGCGGAAACUGUAUUUGAAGAUUUGAAAUUAGAAUCUCGACAAUUACUGUCCCGCAAAGCAGACGAGGCUUGUCAACUAAUGAAAAAUGAGGCCUACAAAAAAGAUAUCUGGAUGUGGGACCAGGAUUGGUCAACCCAAACUUUGAAAUUGAAGAAAUCAACGACAAAGAAAACAAAUAUAACAACUAAUAGUUCCGAAAUAGAACUGGCCAGUAAAACGGAAAAAUUAAAAAAUAAGGAAUUUGAAAUGUUAAACGACGAAUAUAUAGAUUCUGUUGACGAAAUUGCCGAACCAGAGACAAAAGAUUUGGUGAAUUUAAGUAAAAAGUUUGAAUACUUGUAUGAAUUGGAGUCAUUAUUGCCAGUGAAGAGGCCGUACCUGGCGGGGUAUCCCGCAUGGUACAGAAAGUUAUGCAGUAAACCGGGUAGCCCGGGGUGGUCGCCCGGCGCUCACAAUAUUACCACUAGUAUGCAGAUUACUCCCAAACUCCUACGACUGUCCUGGGAAGGCUAUCCCCUCCACUAUAUCAAGUCGGAAGGGUGGGGUUUCUUAGUACCAUUCAGUAGAACACAUGGCGAGAUUGAGGAUGAAGAAACACCAUUACCUCUUGAGGAGUUAUUAGCCGCAUGUCCUAUGGUGUUCUGUAAGGAGAGCGACGUUGGAACCGAUGUAUAUUUGCUACCAAAAACUGUUGAAGAAGACUUAGGCAGGCGUGCUUACUAUGCUAGAAAGAAAGCGGACGAGCAAGCAGCCGCUAACCAAUACCACGGGCUAGGACUAUGGUGUGGGAUACAGUUGCAAGGGUGUUGCCACUUUCUGAGGUUGCCACACAAAGAUGGGCCCAAAUACAAAGUUGGCAACCCAUUAGCGAGGGACUUCCUAGAAAUGUUCAGUCAGAAUGUACUCACUGCACAGGGGAAUGAAGCUGAAAAGGUGUUGACCUUCGGACGCAUGAUGUCGUACUGGCGCAACAACCGCGAGCGCAUCAUGGGCCAGCAGGUAGUGUGGUUGCCGCGCGAACUACGACCGCAGUCGGCUGCCGACUAUCGCUACGGCGCCAUCUUGCCGCAGGUGGUCGUCGCCGGCACGCUUACCAGACGCGCGAGUGAGCCCACAUGGAUGACUGCGAGCAAUGCUCAGAGCGAACGAAUUGGCUCAGAAUUACGUGCUAUGGUGCAAGCGCCGCCCGGAUAUAAGUUCGUUGGGGCUGACGUCGAUUCACAGGAGCUGUGGAUCGCGGCGCUGCUGGGCGACAGCCGGCUGCGGCUGGCGGGCGGCAGCGCGUUCUCGUGGGCCGUGCUGGCGGGCGACAAGCAGCGCCGCACCGACCUGCACUCGCUCACCGCCGCCGCCGCCGCCGUGUCGCGCGACCACGCCAAGGUCAUCAACUACGCCCGCAUAUACGGUGCUGGCCAGAACUUUGCCGAACGACUAUUGAAGCAGUUCAACCCAACUAUGACGAUAUCUGAAGCUAAGAGUAAGGCGGCUAAGAUGUUCACAACGACCAAGGGACGCAGGGUUUACACGCUAAAGAAGAAGUAUAUGGAAGGCUUCAUGGACGAAGAUGUAGGAAACGAGACAGUAGAGAUGACUGGUUACCAAGCUAUGAGGCUGGCGAAAUUGAGCGGCAAGAAGGUGGAGGAAAUGUUUGAGAGGCCGCGAUGGGUCGGCGGCACCGAGUCGGAUAUGUUUAACAAACUGGAGGAAAUAGCCGAGUCGGAGUGGGCGUCGACGGCGUUCCUGCGGGGGCGGCUGUCGCGGGCGCUGGAGCAGGCCCGCGGGCGCUGGGCCGGCACGCGCCUCAACUGGGCCGUGCAGAGCGCCGCCGCCGACUUCCUGCACCUCAUGCUGGCCAGCCUCGCGCACCUCGCGCCGCGGGCCAGGUUUUGUCUGAGCUUCCAUGAUGAAGUAAGAUACCUGGUGCCCGAAGACCUAAAAUAUGAGACUGCAUUGGCUCUACAAAUAACAAACCUACUCACUAGAGCCUUCUGUUCACAACGAGUGGGUAUAAACGAUCUUCCUCUAUCGGUGGCAUUCUUUACGUCAGUUGAGGUAGACCAAGUACUGAGAAAGGAGUCCAACCUCAGCUGCACCACGCCAUCCAACCCGCAUGGUUUACAGAAAGGCUACAACAUACCAGAUGGCGAGUCGCUUAAUAUAUUCGAUGUACUUCAAAAGUGUGAAAUACAUAAUUUGAAAUAAUUAAUUCGUUUCUAUUAACUUACAUAUUAAGUAAAGCUAAAUAAAUAUACAGCAGC